GGUGCUGCCCAUGUAGCCGACGAGAUGGCUGGAAGAAAAUGGAGACGCUCGCUUUCUGACGUCACGACGCGCAGUUUCCGGCGCCGCUCCGUGUGGUCCUCCAGGAAAAUGGCUUCCGGGCUCGUAGUUGACAGCUCCUCCGCUAAAGAUGUCAUUGCGGAGGGCAUGCUCGAUCUUUUGAAACCAGCCAUCCAACAAUUGGACCUGCACGUUCACUCUGUCAGAGAGAGCCAAGUCGAACUUAGGGAGCACAUAGACAACCUUGCCUCAGAAUUAUGCAGGAUAAACGAACAUCAAAAGGUGGCUCUUGAUCUGGACCCAUAUGUAAAGAAACUUCUUAAUGCUAGGCGAAGAGUCGUGCUCGUAAACAACAUCCUGCAGAAUGCUCAGGAGCGUCUAAGAAGACUGAACCAUAAUGUAGCCAAAGAGACAGCGCGAAGAAAGACCAUGUUGGAGGCCUCAGGAGUGUUGGCCUCUCGACCUCCCAGUAAACCCUGACAUUCCAUGAUCUCUGCACAACAAAAAGAGGUUGGGCCAAUCUACAGGGGUACUUUUGACCUUGAGGAAGGCAACUCUUCCAUUGACAUGAAUCGUGCCCUCCGGUUGUAGGUUGUUGUCGCGCAUGGCAUUGUCUGAUUCAUUUGGUCUCCUGAGGCAACGUUUCCACUCGUCCUUAACCCCUUGUCCAGAAUGAUGUCUGCCAUCUUUGACAGUGCCAGAGUAUUUGUGGUUCGCCCCCCCAUGCACACC
Molecule: messenger RNA, 750 nt
Organism: Hippocampus comes (tiger tail seahorse)
Lineage: Eukaryota; Metazoa; Chordata; Actinopteri; Syngnathiformes; Syngnathidae
Gene: snapin
Product: SNAP associated protein
Exons: 4
Coding region: 25-498 (157 amino acids)
Biological process (GO): endosome to lysosome transport; lysosome organization; synaptic vesicle exocytosis
Cellular component (GO): BORC complex; BLOC-1 complex; synaptic vesicle
Molecular function (GO): SNARE binding
Source: RefSeq, a predicted model, not a curated record